AUGUCUGUACCAGAUUACGAAACAGCUCUUCCGGAUAUAUUUUCAGAAGGAUCCAUCGAUGAUGCCCCGGGCUCUACCCCUGGGAUAAAGGGCACUGAUCCCAACCUAAAGGGCAACACCCAUGACAAGGAUGUCGGGGCGAAGAUGAAGUCGUCUGCCAAGGGCUUUGCAGACAUUAUAGAGUACCAAAAGUCCAACCCCGACGGCGGCAUCGACAUUCAGAUCCUCCAAACCAGUCAAUACAUCCCCCAGGGCCCAAAGACCAAACGCAAGGAAAAGGAUUACGAUAGCUACGCCAUUGUCCUCCGAAGAACCAUUUCCCAGGACCUCGAGAGCAAGCCCCGACUUGUGCGGGUUGAGAUUGAGAUCCAGUCUCCGGCCCUCUGCGCCGCUCUGCGGAGUAUUGUGUGUAGCACAUACGAAGGCACAAACUUUGACACGGUGCCCAUCCAGAUCUCGUCGCCCUUUUACGAGUUGUUUUUCUAUCAUCAGGACAUCAAGACUCGCGCCGAGGAUAAGAGCAUCGACAGCGACCUCCGCCGCGAGUUACUGCUUCUUGCUGGGUUUAUUACCAAAAAUGGUCUCUUGUCGAGCAUCAUCCAGGACCAUGCUCGGUAUACGGAAAAAGGCCAAGUCCCGGGAGACAUGAUUUGGACUUUGUAUCCCCCCAAUAGUUUAGUCGUCUUUAACGGCAACUUUGUCAAAGAAUGCUGGGUCGUCCGGAGUGUGCGCCGAGUCGUCGACAACUUUGGGAUAGACUGGUGGCAGGUGUCGGGAUUCCGGCUCGGGUGCAACGGCAGCACCCCGGGGUUGGUCCGCCAAAACAUCAUGGUGGCAAGGGUGACGAUUCGCUUGUAUAACAUCUCCGAGCUCCGGCUCGUCCCGACCCAAUAUUUCCGUGACUGGGGCAAGCUGGAGGAAACAUUCAAGGCAAGAGCCGAACUGGUCACUCGGGUAUUGGGCGACACGCUGUGCGAGUAUCGAGCCCAGACGUACAAUGGCACUGCGUGGGAGGGAAUUAGCGCCCAGGAAACGCAUGAUGAGGCGCAACCCCCUCCCUGGGGGAUGAAGGUUAAACAGAUUGACGAGCGGGUCUUGGUCGACAUUAAAGGUUUUACCAACGACCAAGUAAACGUCACGGCCGAGCUCGUCGAUCUCAGGGUUCGCGACGGGCACAGGCUGGAGACGGGCCAAAACGCGUCGCCGGGACGCGGUCUCGUGCCCUCAUACCGGCCGGCCAAGUCACGGUGCAGCGACCCGCAAUGCCAACGCGAGGAGUGCAAGGUGUCGGCUGAGGGUGGGCUGGAGCACACACCCAAUUUCGACAUUCACAAGAUCCUUGAGCCCAGGCCGUUUGCCCAUGAUACCGAAGUGCCACCCGACGACGAGAUUGACUACUACCCAAAGGACUUGGACGGGUUGGCCAAGACGGUCGAGAGCGUCCUGGGUGUGCCAAGGAAGCAGCUCAUGCUGUUGUUCCCCGCGCUCGUGCCGGCCUUUGGACUUAAGAGUAAACGGUGGCGGUGGGUGCUGGCCGACCGGCUGGUUGAAGUUGCCUGGAGCAAGAAGGCCUUUGAGUCGUUGCGGCUACGUCUGAGCACAAAACAGCUCAUUCAGUGUCUGGUCGAAGGACACAAAGAUAGCGUCAAUACUGGAUUCGACGACGUUGUGGCGGGCAAGGGGCAGGGGCUUAUUUUUCUGCUUCAUGGAGACGUAGGCCUCGGCAAAACCCUGACCGCUGAGGGAAUUUCCGACCACCUCAAACGCCCACUGUAUUCCAUUUCUGGCGGCGAGCUCAGCACAGACGUGGAUCGGGCAGAGAAACGGUUGGACCGUGUCUUUGAUCUCACCAAACGUUGGAACGCCGUGGCGUUACUGGACGAGGCCGAUGUUCUGCUAUGCAAGCGGAACUCGUCCGAGAUGGACCGAAAUGCUAUGGUUGGAGGCAAGUAUCUCUUCCUCCGCAAGCUUGAAUACUUCCAGGGUGUUCUCUUCCUCACCACCAACCGCAAGCAAGACCUUGACGAGGCCUUCAAGAGCCGCAUCCACGUUACGAUCUCAUACCCGGCGCUUGAUGCUGCCGCGAGGUCGGCCAUUUGGCGUGAUCUGGUUAACAAGAACGCGCAGGCGGGCGUCAACGUGGACGCCUCAUGGACGACGGAAGAUGAGCUGUACGAUGCUCUCGGCGAGCUAAAUUUCAAUGGCCGCACCAUCAAAAACAUACUCCGCACCGCCGCCGCCUACAGUUACGGGGAUCGGAAGCCCCUCAAUGCACGACACGUUCUGACGAUUGUGCAGACCGAGCUGAGCGAACUCAGCGAUGAUUCUCUAGUAGUACCAGAGAAUUCGGGUGCGGUGGACGACGGGAGGGAAAGGCAGGAACGGGGACAUGUUAAGAGGGCGUUGGAAGAGCUGGAGCAGCUCGUACAGUCGCGAGAGAAGGCCAGUAAUAUGGCUGGUUGA
Chaetomium fimeti is the source of this 2463-nucleotide messenger RNA. RefSeq lists its product as uncharacterized. The record is from RefSeq and is a predicted model, not a curated record. The transcript is spliced from 7 exons. The coding region runs from base 1 to 2463 and encodes 820 amino acids. Gene Ontology annotation, molecular function: ATP hydrolysis activity; ATP binding. Lineage: Eukaryota; Fungi; Ascomycota; Sordariomycetes; Sordariales; Chaetomiaceae.